CAAAGUGUCGUUCAGAGAUAGUAGAGAUAGUAGAGAUAGUAGUAACACUAGUGACGUUCAGCCUCUCAGGGAAACUAAAUGCUGUUCAGCUCUGCGUGUUGAUGUCUGUUGAUAUCUACUUGAGUAACAGAUGUAAACAUUAAACUCUCCAGCUGUUAGACAGAGUUAUAUGAAGGUUACUUUAGCUAGACUGUAAACUAACAAUAUGACAUUGACAGUUUGUUUUAAUCUCUUAAGAAACAGUCGCUUCUGUUUUCUUUCUGCACAUCUGACAAGAAACUUCCACAGACCAGCUGGACAUCCUGUGAAGAAGAAGAUCAGCUGUCUCAGAACAACAAACUCCUUCAGAGACACACCAGCUGUUUCAUUCUGCAGCAAUGGGAGGAGGACAGCAUGUCUCCAGAUUAAACCCUGUCCUCUUCCUGUCCUCCUGUCUCAGUGUGGACACCAUGGUGGACAGCUCUUCCACACCUCAGCUCCUGUGAGAGCUCUUCCUGCUGCUCCUCUCCUCUGGCUGCUGCUCAAACCUCUGCAGAAGCUCAUGGCUAUGGUGCUGGGCAGGAGUAUUAGGAAGUGGUGGGUGGCUCUCCCAGACAACCGGCGGCAGCUCAUGCGCGAAUGGGUCCGGCAGCGCCGCUGGCAUCUGGCUGCGGGGGCAGGCGUUGCUAUGGUGAUCGUAGCCCUCCUUCUCCUGACCCACCUGGAUGAGUCCCCAGUGACGGGACGGACCCGCCUCCUGGUGUUCAGCAGAGAGAACUACAUGGAGCUGGCAGCCGUGACUUCAGAUGCGUACAUGGAGCAGUUUGCAGAGAUGCUGGUUCCAGUCACUGACCCCCGUCACCAGGUGGUGGAGCAGGAGGUGGAGCGUCUGGCGCAAAGAAACAAGGACAUCCCUGAAGUGUCUGAAGUCACCUGGAGCAUCCACGUGGUGCAAAAUCCUGAAAUCAAUGCCUUUGUCCUACCGAACGGGAAAGUGUUUGUUUUUACGGGGAUGCUGGACGUUGUGGCGGACGUUCACCAGCUCACCAUCAUCCUGGGACACGAGAUGGCUCAUGCUGUAUUGGGACACUCUGCAGAACAGGCCAGUCUGUCUCACGUCGUGGACCUCCUGUCCCUUAUUCUGCUGACAGCCAUCUGGGCCGUGUGUCCUCGGGACAGCCUGGCUCUGCUGGGACAGUGGGUACAGAACAAGCUUUCCCAGUUGAUGUUCAGCCGUCCCUUCAGCAGGAAACUGGAGGCUGAGGCCGAUCAAGUCGGGUUGCAGUUGGCUGCGAAGGCGUGUGCAGAUGUGCGAGCAGGACCCGUUUUCUGGAAGCAAAUGGAAAUCAGAGACCAGCUGACAGGAGAGCCUACCUUCCCCGAGUGGCUGUCCACACACCCGUCGCACAGGAACAGAUUCACUCAGCUGGACCGCCUCAUACCACAGGCUCUGGAGCUGAGGGAGAGCUGCGCCUGCCCUGCUCUACCUGCUACUGACCCUCGGGCCGUCUUCUCCAAGAGCGUCCGUGUGUUGCUGGAAACCACCAAGCACCAGGAGAGACACGGGCCAGGAGGGGCACGCAAGCCUCACAGUCCGGUCUCACUCCACACAGGACUGCCUGCAGCUCUGCUGGCCCAAACUGCCCUUCUUCCUUCCACAAAUGUGGAUCGAGGAAUUAAAGGCCCAGUCGUAGCUUCAGAGGUAGCUGUAGCAGCCCCUGGUGAGGGGGGAGGAUUCCAGCCUGAGGUACAGAGCACCAGCUGACAGGGCUUUUAAAUCCUCACAAACUUUUAGUUUUUCACUGACUACCUUUUUGAAUGAUUGAUUGAUUGAUUGAUUGGUCAGCUAGCAUAUUCAUCGAACUAUUUACCGCAGCUAAAAGUCUGUUUUUAUCGUCUAUUAAAUUUCAGAGACCCUGGGUGCACAGGUGGUAAAGGGGUCAAGUGUGUCUAGACUACAAGCCUCAUGUCAGCGCCACACUCGUGUCACGACAGCGUUGACACGACACUUAAGCGACCGGUUCUGUCUUGUCCGCGAAUUUCAAAGCGUCGAGCGAGCAGCAAAAGAGCAGCCAAACUUUCCGCACAGUUUUCCUGUGGUACGUGUGAGUAUUCCUGAUCUAUUUUUCCAUCAACAAUGAUGCAUAUGAUUCAUUCGCAACAGGUGACGGCUUUCUCUGAGCCCGAGCGAGGCCUGCACUAGUUAUUUUGACCGCUAGAUGACGAUCUCACAUUAAACAAUGCAUAUUCUCCCGCAGCUUUUAAAAACUUUAAAAAAAACUUUAUUUGUCUACCACUUUUCAAAACGGAAUCAAUAAACAAAUAGCAAUAAGUGAGAAAACAUGUAAGAACGAGGUCAGAUAAUGACAAAAUAUAAAUAUUAUGACAACAGUUUAAUAAUUAAAAGGAUAAAAUAAUGAUAAAAACCCUGAAAUAUGUACUGAAUAGUAGUGAAGUAGUCGUGUUUACUGGCCCAUCGACCUCGCGUUUAUGUGUGUAUUAUAAAAAACUCGACUUCAUGCCUUAAUAAAUGCUUCAGGUCGCGGUUAGGCCCGUAAGACGCUGCUGAGAGGAGUCUGAGUUGUGGUGGGGCUGGUCAUUUGUUGGCGUUAGAGGACUCCAUUUUUAACCAAACAUUAGCUAUCGUUGCAGACUGUUAGCCCUGUAAGGAGAGCUGAAAUUAAAGGCACUUGCGAGCGUGCAUGACAUCACAUCCGUUGGAUUUUCCCGGAAGAAAUGGCCCGGGUCUUUCACAAUAAAAGCAGUCUACAGGCUGAUAGAGGAAACCCAGAAAGUCGCGGAAUGUCGUAUUUUUUGUGUAAAAACUUGCAUACAGUCCCUUUAACAUGAGAGCUUAUCUGUUGCGUCAGAUGCGCGAGUGAAAAACGUGGCUGAUGCGUGUGUGAUACGCUUGCGGUCUAGACAAAGGGUUAGUCCUUUUCUUGACACUAUAGACUCCUUAUAGUGGGGAGGGUGGAGCUGGGGGCGGUACUGUGAAAAAAAAAAGUGGAGAAAAUUGGUGGAAAAAGUCAGCAAAAUAAUGUAAUAGAAAAAGAAAAGAAAAAAAUCAAGGCCCCUCCUAACCUUUCCCUCUCCUGCAGCCCCCUGCUGACUGGGCUUCAGAGAAUGUUAUUCAUGCCUAGUGACUACAAAGAUGCCAUAUUAAUUAGAUAACCUCGAACGAGGAAACGCUGAAUGGAUCUUAGUAAAGCCUCCAUACAUUGCCAGAUUAAUAUGUGCAUUAUUCAUCGACACACGGCAACAGACGAGAGUAAGCACUUUGUGUGUGCAUGUCGGUGGCUUCGUCCGUGGCGGGCAGAGGACAUCUACAUUCUAAUUAUGACUACUGCAUUCUCAUGCCACACACACACACACAGCACUUUAUGCUAUUCUCCACCCUCAGGGACUUAAUGGUGUAAAUUUAUGCCGGGUUGUUUGCAGGUUUUAAAACACAGACUCCUGCACAGGAAUGCCAAUAUCCACCGUCAAGCUUUGAGAAAUCUUUCAUGGGGUUUUGUAAAAUCUUAUUUAACAAGGCAAGUUGACUGAGAAAAACAUUCUUACAACAACAGCCUGCGGGAGAAGUCGCACAAUGAGGAGGGGAGAGCAGUUAUGGUUCAUAUCUUGGUAAAACUGUGAAAUCAAAAAAGUACUACUGUGUUUUCAUAUGGGAUAAAUUAUUUUAUUUGUGUAAUGCAUUUUAGGGUUUAGAGUUUAGGGAUUGUAUCACUUACAAAACACCAGACAGCAGUUCUUCCAGGUGCUGUGGAAGCUUUGUUUUACUGGGAGCAGGGUAGGUCUGUAUUAGAGUCUGUUAGAAUAAGUGGCCAGUGAUGGAGUUUGAGCAAAAAUGUGCAAUGAAAAAGCCAAGGGAAUAUUGGUGUUUGCAUAUCAAUAUCUCAGCAGCUACGUGCUCUGUUUGCAAGUGGCAAGCAAAUAAAUAUAAAAACUUUAGAGGAAA
Sebastes umbrosus (honeycomb rockfish) is the source of this 3940-nucleotide messenger RNA. It is a transcript of the gene oma1, whose product is annotated as OMA1 zinc metallopeptidase. Gene Ontology annotation, biological process: protein quality control for misfolded or incompletely synthesized proteins; mitochondrial protein processing. The coding region runs from base 206 to 1744 and encodes 512 amino acids. Lineage: Eukaryota; Metazoa; Chordata; Actinopteri; Perciformes; Sebastidae. The record is from RefSeq and is a predicted model, not a curated record. Gene Ontology annotation, molecular function: metalloendopeptidase activity. Gene Ontology annotation, cellular component: mitochondrial inner membrane. The transcript has 8 exons.